CAGUACUGGUUUACUGCUGAGCUAUCCUACACAUUGACCACGAUCCUCAUUCGUCUCUCCAUUGGCUUCUUUCUGCUUCGAACUUGCAACUCGAGGUUGCACAUAUGGACGAUAAAAAUUGCUAUGGUCAUAAUGACACUGCUUACAAUCACCUACUUCUGGUUCAUCUUUUUCCAAUGUCAUCCUGUCAGCUAUUUCUGGCUCCAGUUUUCCGGAGGAGAAGGCACUUGCUUCUCGGGACAAGCAGUGGAGGAUGCUACGAUUAUCUUCUCGGUCUUUGCGGUAGCUACCGAUCUCAUUUUUGGAGUUCUACCAAUCUUCCUUAUUUGGAACCUGCAAAUGAAUCCGAAGGCCAAAGCAGUUGUGGGAGGCCUCCUAACCCUCGGCAUUGUUGCUGGGUUGUCUGUCAUCAUUCGAAUCUACUAUGUCCAUAAAGUCGAUCUCGCCUCAGACUUUUUGUACGCUACUUCCAAGGUCUCAAUCUGGUCAAUGAUUGAACCUGCCAUUGGAAUAUGCUGCAUGGCUGCUUCCACUUAUCGACCACUUUUUAAAUCUCUCUUGGAAAAAGUAUCUGGCACUACCCAUAUUCAAACAAAACGUUCCAUCCAUACAAGAUCGAAGUCAGAUCCUGUUCGAAGUGGCAGCUCCAUGUUCUCCAGAAGCAAGAGCGGCUCAGUGAAGAGCAAUCAUACCAAAAACUCGGAUAGUUUCGAUUUCGAGAUGAGGAUGGAAACCUUUGAGACCACGGCUGAAGGGCCAGGCAAGGGCAAGGGGAGGGGACGGAAGGAGGAUAAGUGGGAUAUGAAGGAUGGGAUCAUGCAGUCCACAACCGUGGAGAUCCAUCGAAUGACGAGAUCCGACGAUAUGGUAUGA
Messenger RNA from Mollisia scopiformis, 873 nucleotides. RefSeq lists its product as uncharacterized. NCBI's taxonomy places the organism in Eukaryota, Fungi, Ascomycota, Leotiomycetes, Helotiales, Mollisiaceae. The transcript is spliced from 2 exons. The annotation marks the transcript as partial. The record is from RefSeq and is a predicted model, not a curated record.